UUCCUCCUCCAGCAUUGGCUGAUUCCUUGACGGUGUUAGUUUCAGGUCGUGGAGAUCACUGCUUGUGUUUAUACUCUCUUACACAGGUUUAGUCCUUGCAAACCAGGCUAGGACUUUACACGUCAGGUCAGAGGAUCUAAUGGUUUAGUAUGGUUGUUGUUGUAAGAGAUCUAUGUAAGAGUUUUAGAUUUUAAAAUUUGGAGAACGAUUCUCUCGUCUUAUGUUGUACCUGUCCAUGGUGCUGAAAUUGACAUUGAGGAAGUACGAGAACAUUUACAACAAAACUGAACUGCAUUCAACAACAGGAGGAUCUGGUUGAAAUCAAUGAUAAGUAGUGAGCGGACUUUUUUGGGACAGGCUCGAAGGAGUGUUUAAGAAGGGUAAAAUAUGAUCUGAUUUUAAUGUGGAUGUGUUCCUCUAUAUUACCAAAAUUAGUGUCAGAAAGAACAAAUGCACAUUUGAAAUCCACUCAACUCCGUGCUGUACUCACGAUGGAGGUAUCCACAAACGGGUCAAGCUUUGGAAUCGACUCUAUACUUUCUCACAGACCUACAAGUCCGUGUAUUUCUAAGGGAGAAUGCAGGUCUCCGGUGGAGUUGAUCUCGCGGUAUGACAUGGACAGUGACUGCUCCUCGCCUCCCUCACCUAGACGGAACUCUGUGGAAGAAGCGGUGCAAAGACACGCCCGCACUCUGGGACUGGACUCUCCUUUACAAAUAUCCCAGCAGCCGCGAACAGUAACGUCCUCGUUUCUGAUCAGAGACAUACUUGCGGACUGUAAACCCCUGGCGGCAUGUGCUCCUUAUUCCAGUCAUGGACAGUCAGCCCAAGAUGCUGAGGACUGCAUGGAUAAACUUCACAGCAAUUCGUCAUCGGACAGUGAAUUCAGGGUGAAAGAUGAAGGUGAUCGAGAAAUCUCCAGCAGCAGAGACAGCCCGAGAUCCCGGUUGAAGAAGCCACGUAAAGCCCGCACAGCGUUCACAGAUCACCAGCUGGGGCAGCUUGAGCGCAGCUUCGAGCGUCAGAAAUACCUGAGUGUGCAGGACAGGAUGGAGCUGGCAGCCACUCUCAACCUCACUGACACACAAGUCAAAACAUGGUACCAAAACCGCAGAACGAAGUGGAAGCGACAGACAACAGUUGGACUGGAGCUCCUCGCUGAAGCGGGAAACUACUCAGCACUUCAGAGAAUGUUCCCAUCACCUUAUUUUUACCCACAAAGUUUGGUCUCUAACCUCGAACCGGGACCUGGGUUGUAUCUAUACAGAGGGCCAUCAGCACCUCCGCCACCCGUUCAACGGCCUCUCGUACCGAGGAUUCUCCUUCACGGUUUUCAGGGCGGCGCAGAUCCAGCAUCUCUUUCUUGUGUGAUACCUCGACACACACCGCGAUGAACUGAUUCAACCUGUCACUGCUCCAAACUCAGGAACAACAGGGUUGCGCUUGGACAAACCCUUGAAAAGAUAACAAAACGCGCAAUAAUAGACUUUCCAAAUGACUCUGACCAAAUGGUGAUGCUAACUAUUUAUUAAAAAAAAUAAAUGCUGAGGACGUUUUCAGAAAAAAAUAUUUGAUGAGGUUCUAAAAAUGAACCUCAUGAGUGUUUUCUGGUGAGCUUUGAGACUUUUGCUUUUCCCCUAAGAAAUGGUUUAUUUGCACAAACAUGACGCAAGCAAACCAAAACAAAAAAUAUCAAUAGUAGAUACAGUAAUUUCAACGCAAUUAUAUGCAAUCAUGAACAACUAAUAUUUGGGAUUUUUACCAGAUAAAACUUAUUUUCAAAGACAUCAGCAACAACAAUAAAACAAUACUACGAAAAAUAAAUGCGCUGUUAAAUAUGUAAUUUGUCACAAACUGUUAUGAUGGUUUUAUUGCUAAGAAUUCUUAUGUUUAUUAGGAUGUUGUCUUAAAAUGUGACUCAUUUCCCUAAUGCAGAGGUCAGCGCAAAUAUUCAUAGCACUGCAAACAUUUUUAGAUAUUUAAAAAUGUGUAAAUCGCGUUGUGUUCAACAGACGCCAAAAUACUUUUCUAAAUAAAGACUGUGAAUUUUUUUGAUUCAAUUAGUAAUUUAUCUUUAUUAUAACAGAUGUUUCUUUAAAUCUGUUGUGAUACCACAAACUUAUUUUUCUUAUUACAAUAGCUAUCUGCAACGGGAAGUCAUAUCCAACAGUCGGUGACCCAGGUAGCUAAUAACAAUAAAACGUUACCCCCUAACUAAUGUUAGUUUGUCCACAAAAGCGCAUUUUCACAUUCAUUCUUGGAAUAUCUGCAUAUUUAAAACCUUCACAUGAAGCCUCGUCAUGAACAUCUCACACAAAUCUAAAAGAGCGAAUCUGAGUAAGUGGUUUGUUGUGUGGGUUAAAUUGACCAAUCAUAAUUAGCGUUUCAUUAUAACACACCAAUCAGUUUUACCGGCAACAAAACGAGCGGCUUUACGAAAAUAAAGCGACCAUGAAACGCAAUAUUCUGGUCAAAUUUCUUUUAGUGUCCGUGGCGAUGUCUUGGCCAAAAGGCAGCAGCUGGUGAACGAGCGAGUCCGACUCAACGCUUUGACAGCUGCUCAGCGUAAGCCAUCCGCCCCAUUUACCUGACCUGUCUCAAACUCAAAACAAACAAAACCGCUCUUAAUAAUACAAUGUUUUGAUGCAUUUUCGUAAUCAACCAUGAAAUAUGUUGCGUUUAGGCCCAGUACAAGGCCUGCUGGACGAGGUGCAAUUCUGGUUGGGCAACAAUUUUAUGUAAUUACAGCACAACUUUUUUCUGUUAGUAAGAUUAUUAUUUAAAGGGAUAGUUCACUCAAAACUGAAAAUUC
Triplophysa rosa is the source of this 2812-nucleotide messenger RNA. It is a transcript of the gene barhl1a, whose product is annotated as BarH-like homeobox 1a. Gene Ontology annotation, molecular function: DNA-binding transcription factor activity, RNA polymerase II-specific; RNA polymerase II transcription regulatory region sequence-specific DNA binding. Gene Ontology annotation, biological process: regulation of transcription by RNA polymerase II. The record is from RefSeq and is a predicted model, not a curated record. Gene Ontology annotation, cellular component: nucleus. The coding region runs from base 402 to 1394 and encodes 330 amino acids. The transcript is spliced from 3 exons. NCBI's taxonomy places the organism in Eukaryota, Metazoa, Chordata, Actinopteri, Cypriniformes, Nemacheilidae.